UUCAGAAAAUAUAUUAUCGCGGCUUUCUUCGCUAAAUCAACGAAACAACUUGAAGAAGCUGAAAGGUCAAACCCCUUCACUUCCCGGAAAAUUUUAUGGCCAUGUCCUUGGACUCCGAGUCCUCGCCACCGGCCCUUAACCGGGAUUGGUUCUUCUCCGCUACCAACCCCUCUUUUCCUUCGGGCUCAGCCGGAAACGUUAACCGUGGCCAAAAAGCUAGGAGAAAGUCGUCAGCGUUCCCGGUCACCGAAUGGGCGUCAAAACCUUAUCUACGGGAGGCGAGGCCGCAGCAGAGGCUCCCAACGGCUGGAACCUGGAUGUCCUUCGGUUCUUCCGUUUCCACGUCUCCGGCAACAUCAGCGGCGACGGAGCCACCUGCAGCCAUCCCCCGGGGGGACCUCCGAUACGCGGGACUGCGCAGGAAGGUGCGUUUCGAUACAAGAGAAGAAAAGGGAGAAGGGAAGGGAGCUGGGGAUGCAUCGGCGGUGACUAAUGAGAUGGUUGCUGAGGCGGCGUCGGAAGGAAGAAGGAAAGGGUUCUGGGCUCGGCUGGUGGAUCGUCGAAUGAGAGUCCAAGUAUCUGUUGCUAUCUUUGCUGCGCUUGUUCUUUUGUGCUUCACUUCCGUACUCCAGAAGAACUUCUUGCUGAAUAUACAGGUUAAUUUGUUGCAGGAUCAACUUUCUAAGCAGAAAUUAAGAUUACAGAAGUGUGAUUUAUAUGAUCCGGAAUAUUAUGUCGAAGCUGUUCCACCGGUAACUAGCUAUCUUCUACAGAAGAGUCUGAAGAAUUCUGCGCUUUUUGCUUCCCUUGCUAUGCUCUGUUUUCCACUGCUUGUUCUUAGACAUCUUGAUAAGAUUUCAAGGUUCUGGAAGUCAUCAGAUUCUGAAGAAAUUUCUCUUAACAAGCAACUAGCAUAUAAGGUUGAUGUCUUUUUAUCAGUCUAUCCAUUCUCUAAGCCACUGACUUUACUUCUUGCAACUCUGCUGCUGUUAUGUCUUGGUGGCUUGGCACUCUUUGGGGUGACUGAUGGUACUUUAGCAGACUGUAUGUGGUUAUCAUGGACUUAUGUAGCUGAUUCUGGCAACCAUGCAAAUUCUGUCGGCACUGGUCCCAAGCUAGUGUCUGUUUCUAUAACUUUUGGAGGGAUGCUUAUAUUUGCUAUGAUGCUUGGACUAGUUUCUGAUGCAAUCUCAGAGAAGUUUGAUUCCUUGAGGAAGGGUAGAAGUGAAGUGAUAGAGAAAAAUCACACUUUAAUCCUUGGUUGGAGCGACAAGUUGGGUUCUUUGCUGAAUCAACUGGCAAUUGCCAAUGAGAAUUUAGGCGGUGGUAUUGUGGUCGUGAUGGCUGAACGGGACAAAGAAGAAAUGGAACUUGAUAUUGCUAAGAUGGAGUUUGACUUUAGAGGCACAUCUGUUAUAUGCAGAAGUGGAAGCCCUCUUAUUCUUGCAGAUCUUAAGAAGGUAUCAGUCUCUAAAGCUCAUGCUAUAAUAGUCCUGGCAGAAGAUGGAAAUGCCGACCUGAGUGAUGCACGAGCCUUAAGGACUGUACUGAGCUUAACUGGAGUUAAAGAUGGUCUAAAAGGUCACAUAGUGGUGGAAUUGAGUGAUAUAGACAACGAGGUCUUAGUCAAACUUGUUGGUGGAGAUCUUGUUGAGACUGUUGUUGCUCAUGAUGUUAUUGGUCGUUUGAUGAUCCAGUGUGCACGCCAGCCAGGACUUGCUCAGAUUUGGGAAGACAUUCUCGGAUUUGAAAACUGUGAGUUUUAUAUCAAAAAAUGGCCUCAGUUGUAUGGACUGCAGUUUGAAGAAGUCCUCAUCAGCUUCCCUGAUGCAGUUCCUUGUGGAAUAAAGGUAUCAGCUCUCGGAGGAAAGAUCAUUUUGAAUCCUGAUGAUCACUAUGUUCUACAAGAGGAAGAUGAAGUUCUAGUUAUAGCAGAGGAUGAUGAUACCUAUGCUCCAUCAACAUUGCCCAAGGUGAAAGAAGCAGUUUACAUUAGCAUUGUUCGGCCUACAAGAAAGGCACAGAAGAUUCUCCUUUGUGGAUGGCGACGGGACAUAGAUGAUAUGAUUGUGGUGUUGGAUGCCUUUUUGGCUCCUGAAUCGGAGCUGUGGAUGUUCAAUGAAGUUCCUGAGAGUGACAGAGAAAAAAAGUUAAUUGAUGGUGGCCUUGAUUUCAUCCGACUGGAAAACAUCUCUCUGGUCCAUCGUGAAGGAAAUGCUGUCAUUCGUAGGCAUUUGGAGAGCCUACCCUUAGAAUCAUUUGAUUCUAUUUUGAUUUUAGCUGAUGAAUCUGUGGAAGACUCUGCCAUGCAAGCCGAUUCUCGAUCACUUGCAACCUUAUUAUUGAUUAGAGAUAUUCAGGCUAGGCGGCUUCCUUUCAAAGAAGCGAUGGUUUCACAUAUCCAUCCUGUUAGUUUCUUCCAGGGCUCUUGGAUAGGAGAAAUGCAACAAGCUUCUGAUAACUCGGUAAUAAUCAGUGAAAUUCUGGAUCCAAGGACCAAAAAUUUAUUAACUAUGUCCAAGAUAAGUGACUAUGUUCUUUCAAAUGAAUUGGUGAGCAUGGCAUUAGCGAUGGUUGCUGAGGAUCGGCAAAUAAAUGAUGUUCUGGAAGAGCUUUUUGCUGAAGAGGGAAAUGAAAUGCAGAUUCGAUCAUCUGACCUCUACCUUCGUGAAGAGGAAGAACUGAACUUCUAUGAAAUUAUUCUACGAGGCCGGCAGAGGAAGGAGAUAGUAAUCGGCUAUCGACUUGCUGAUGCAGAGCGAGCCGUCAUCAACCCUCCAGCAAAAGAUGCUCGGCGCAAGUGGUCUUAUAAGGAUGUUUUCAUUGUGAUUACUGUGAAGGACUGAAACAUCUCAGCAUACUAUGCUCUGCAUCUUAAAAAAAGGAGUCAUUGCUCUAACACUUCUCUUUCCUGAAGGACCUACAAGAACUAAGACAAGGGCCAAAAUAUAGGCUUCGUUUGGGAUGACUUUCUUACUGAUUCUCACAACAGCUUUCUAGUAGAAAAAAUUAAACUAAAAAGCUGUUUUGAGAAGUAGUAAGAAAGCGGUCCCAAACAAAACCGUAGUUUGUCAAAGCUAACACCUAAUACUUGUUCCCUUAAGAUAAAGUAGAAGAUGCAGCUGUAAGAGUUGCUGAUAUUGUGAAUUUCUGUAUAUUUUUUGUAACUUUUGCAGCAAUAAAAAUGGUUUUUUUGUUA
Molecule: messenger RNA, 3199 nt
Organism: Dendrobium catenatum
Lineage: Eukaryota; Viridiplantae; Streptophyta; Magnoliopsida; Asparagales; Orchidaceae
Product: probable ion channel CASTOR
Exons: 12
Coding region: 96-2846 (916 amino acids)
Biological process (GO): monoatomic ion transport
Source: RefSeq, a predicted model, not a curated record